Nycticebus coucang (slow loris) is the source of this 2045-nucleotide messenger RNA. It is a transcript of the gene GLIPR1L2, whose product is annotated as GLIPR1 like 2. Lineage: Eukaryota; Metazoa; Chordata; Mammalia; Primates; Lorisidae. The coding region runs from base 358 to 1215 and encodes 285 amino acids. The transcript is spliced from 7 exons. The record is from RefSeq and is a predicted model, not a curated record.
GGCUACUGCUGCUGGGUUCCGGUUUGAAUGCGAAUCUCUUGCCGCACGAAGAGGACGUAGACUUUAUCAACGAGUACGUGGACCUCCACAAUGAGCUUCGGGGGAACGUCUAUCCCCGAGGGUCUGGCUUGCGCUUCAUGUUACGGUGCUGCUGUGACUCGGAUAGGAUCAGAUUCAUCACUGGACCCCCGGACCUCUCACCCAGGACCCCAAGGGUGCAUCUUUGAAGCCUUUGUCUUCAUUCCUGACUGAUUGAUCGGGGAUCCAUUGACAUGGGAUGUAGCUUUAUCACGGACUGCUAGAGCAUGGGGGAAAAAAUGUGUGUAUGAGCGCAAUACUCACUUAGAAGACGUACAAAUGGCCCAUCCUAAAUUUUAUGGGAUUGGUGAAAAUAUGUGGCUUGGUCCUGAAAAUGAAUUUACUGCAAGUAUUGCUAUCAGAAGUUGGUUUGAAGAGAGGAAAAUGUAUGAUUUUCAAAAUGACAGUUGCUCUAAAAACUGUUCUCAUUAUCUUCAGCUUGUUUGGGACCGCUCUUACAAAGUUGGUUGUGCUGUUACUCCAUGUUCAAGAGUUGGACGUAUUAGAGAUGCAGCACUUUUCAUAUGCAAUUAUGCACCAGGAGCAACUCUAGCAAGAAGACCUUAUAAAGCAGGAAAAAUUUGUACUCGCUGUGGAAGCCAUGACAGAUGCACAGAUUUUCUAUGCAUUCUUCUAUCAACUUUUGAGAGAGGGAUAUUGAAGUCUUCAGUUGUAAUGCAGAUCGUGACCAAGCCAUAUGUAUGUAUUACCCUUUCUUUUUUGAACAAUUUAACUUCUUUAUGUGAAAUCCAGCUUUCAAUUGCUUUUUUAUUUACAGAUUACCGAUUCUGGUAUCCAAAGUGGGAAGUGCCCCGGCCAAUUGUGUGUGAUCCGCUGUGCGCAUUUAUUUUAUUACUGAGAAUAAUAUGUUUUAUACUAUGUGUCGUAAUUGUUUUGUUAGUACAGCCCUAUUUCCCAAAUAUUUUAUUGGAACGACAGAUGAUAUUUACCCCUGAGGAAUCUAUAAUAGAGAAAGAAAAACAGGUGGAAAAAAAGGAAAUGAAGGAGAAAGACGAGAAAAUAAAAAAGAAAGAACCAGCAAAAGAAGAGGAGGAAGAAGAAAUAAAGGAAAAGGAGGAGGAGGAGGAAGAAGAAGAAAUGGAGGAAGAGGAGGACCAGGAGGGAGAUGAAUCUUAAACCAAAAGUAUAGCACAAAAAAAAUAAAUAAAAUAAAUAAAACACUGAGCUUUAACAAGAAAAUAUGCAAACCACCAUUGCAUGUUUUUGUUAUUCCCUUCUCUUUUCUAUACUUAUUCAACAAAUUUAAAUUUGGAAAAUAAAGAAACAAACAAAAACAUGUAUAAUAACUAUUAAAAAUGAACUCAACACGAAGAACAAAUAUGUGAUAAUAGAAAAAUUGAAAAAGAUUUUACCAGGCUAAUUAAUCAUAUGAUUUCACCAUGGUGCACUGAUAAAGGAGGGUAUUUCUUCUAAAUAUGUUUCCAUCUCUGUGCUUUUAAUAUUCUUUAGAUGAGUUAAUAAGCUUCUUGAGAUUAAAUAAGAUUAUUCACAUAAGGUGCUUAAGACAAUUCCAAGUUCAGAACACCAUUUAAUAAACAUUUGGGGUUUUUAAAUUUUUUAUUAUGACUAUCAGAGUUGUUAAUGGUAGUGGUGGUAUUUUCCAUGUGGUAUCAAGGCAUCUAAUAUUGUUUAUAUUUGUGGUAUGUGUUUUUGGAAUGGUUUAAGUGCUACCUGUACAUCCUGUUAGGAGGCAAAUUUAUUAUUUCUACUUCAUGUUCAAUAUUUUAUUAGAGACUUGCUGUAAUUUGUUGCCACCCAAGGCUUAUAAAUGCCAAAAUUUUAAUUUGUGAUUGAGCAAUCUGGCUGCUUCCAGGUUUUUAGUAUAUAAUAAAUCAAUUUUUAAAAGUUAUUUACUUGUAAUUAUUCAAUAUGUAUAGUAAAAACUCAUAAAUUGGAUGUUAACUACUUACCACAGAUAAUACUAAUGAAUGAAUAAAAAUACCUAG